Molecule: messenger RNA, 1458 nt
Organism: Fusarium keratoplasticum
Lineage: Eukaryota; Fungi; Ascomycota; Sordariomycetes; Hypocreales; Nectriaceae
Exons: 3
Coding region: 1-1458 (485 amino acids)
Source: RefSeq, a predicted model, not a curated record
AUGGCUGAUCCCAAGUCCAAGAACGUCAAUGGCAACCAUGCCAAUGGCAAUCAUGUCUCUGAUAAGACGUCUACCAAGCAAUCCAAGCUGCGACAGCUCCUUAUCCUAGCAAAGGAGGUGUCCAAGGACGCCGAGGCAAUCCAAGACUAUGAAAAGUCAGUCGAGGGGAGGAAAGCGCUGGAGCAGGAGCUCGAGGCCAAGCAGGGCGAGAACCAGCGCCUCCGCGAGCUGAACAACCAGGUGAUGCGCGAUCUGACAGACCAAAAGAACCAGGCGAGUGCCGCAAGCGCCGCGAGCGAAACACUUGUUGCCACGUUUGAGCAAAAGUUCAAGACUUACGAGUCUAACAAGGCCGCGGUGGAGGCUAUGGAGGCAGAGGUUGCCGAGGUGAGGGAGAAGCUGGCUGCGUCGGACGCGGCGCAGAAGGGGAGGGACGGGGAGUUGGAGAAGUUGAAGCAGAGGGUCAAGACUUUUGAAGAGGAUGAAAAGAGUCAUGUUGAUGAGAUGAGGGAGAUGAAUGCUGAGUGUGAGCUUCAUCGGUCGAGGAUGCAGGCUAGUGAUGCGGAGCUUGAAGUGUGUAAGAAGAAGCUUGGCGAGGCUCAGAGUGAUCUUGGAGAAGGCAUCUUGAGAGAGUUUGGCUUGGAAGAGUUGAAGAAACUACGCCUCGACCUUGCAGAUCUCUUGGAAAAGGUUCAUGGCUUUGUCAAUGAGUACUUUAACGACCACGACGGCGCAGAGGACUCUGCUAGUGAGAUUCUGGAGCUGAGCAUUCGCUUCCCCAAGAUCCCUCUCUCGACCCGCACAACCCGAGCCGCUGCCAAGAUGCGCUGCGCCGUUGCUGACGCCGUCAUCGCCGAGACGCUCCUGGCACACGUCUUUGUCCCAUUCUACGUCCCUAACGAGAUCAAGACCACGGCAUCAGCCAUGCUUGAUUUCUUUGAAGGAGACGAGAGGCGGCAGACUGUGUAUCGGUGCCAGAUCCUCGGGUCCGUGUCUGACUUGGAGCAAGGGGACCAGAUCCGAGAGGACAUUGUUCGUAAGGCGAGCAAUGAGGUUCGAACCACGCUGCAUCCACUUGUUGUAGCGUACAAGCAGGCCGGUUUUUACAAUGCUGUGCCAUCUCUGUUUCGACAGGCUGUUGGGCUCUGGGCUGACGCGCAGUGUUCCCGUGAUCUUAUCACGGCCAAUGUUCCGGAUGACGAGGAAGCCAGCCAUCACAAGGACUACAAUCCUUCCAGCACCGACAAGCCGGCAGCGAGCAGCGCAAAGCCGUCAUCAUUGGCGGUGCUGUUCCCGCAGGUCGUCACCCGGAGCGAGGUCAUAUUUGAGGGCGUGGUCCUCAAUUCCGAUCAGGGCACGGUGCUGGAAGCCCGGGAGGAGAUGCGGGCCAAUGGGACUCCCAAGAAGAAGACCGGAACGCGACGGAGGCCGUCUGCCGAUGCUCCGCUCCGGAGAUAG